This is a messenger RNA of Corticium candelabrum, 1933 nucleotides long. RefSeq names its product lysine-specific demethylase RSBN1L-like. Lineage: Eukaryota; Metazoa; Porifera; Homoscleromorpha; Homosclerophorida; Plakinidae. Gene Ontology annotation, cellular component: nucleus. The record is from RefSeq and is a predicted model, not a curated record. Bases 26 to 1801 code for a protein of 591 amino acids. The transcript has 6 exons.
UCUGGAAUGUGUAUGGUGUGCUUCUAUGGCAGGACAGACGGCUUUAGGACGAAAAGUUAGUUUUACAAGUGGUAUGUUGUCUUUAACUCUAGAAGAUGCGCCACAAAGAUUUCUCGAGACGGCGGCUGCUGCUCUAGAGGGCGGUAGCAACGUGAAUCAGAGACGAAAUGGUCGCAGAGUUUCUCGUCCGCGCCUCAAUGCAUUGUCCGAGAGCGACGAUAAAGGAGAAAGAACGACAGGAAGUCAGGAGAUUGACAGUGUUACAGAUUCUGCUUUGUCAAGGAAACGGAAACGGCGAGUUGGUGUGGUAUCUAGACCCAAACUUAGUCGGGAUCAUCAAAACCAACGAUUUAUUACUCAUCUUUCAUCUAGCGAUAGUUUACACCGACUGCAUCAAACUGAUGAAGUUAGUGUAAUUGAUGAUAUUGCAGUGAAAAUGAACCCUCAUAUUCAUAUUGAGAGACAUCCAAAUGGCAAUGCAUGUGUACUUCAUGUUUAUCAAAAUGAUAUUGCUGCAUUACCACCUGAUGAAAUGGCUGCUGUAGUUCAAGAGUUUUUUAACGUGGUGUUUUCAGAGGAUGAAGCAGGACAAGCUCAUUUUGUAAUGGGAAUUGUACACAAUGCAGUUUCUAAUAUGCCAGAGAUGGUUAGAUAUCUUAAUUCUCAGCAUCCACACACAUUGGUGAAGAUGCAGUGUUUGGGUAAUAAGUCUGCUAUGGAGACAACAACUGUUGAGGAGUUUGCCAAAAAAGUGGAGGACACUUAUUAUAACAACACUUUUCGAUGUGGAGGACUUGAUCAAUUUAGUUUAGUUGGGGUUGUUCAAGAAGAAGUUGGCGACUACUUUCCAGACAUUCUUGACAUGAUUGAAGAAAAUCCUUUUUUGAAAGCUUCUUUGCCAUGGAGUGACUUAUCAGGUUUGCAGAUCACUGACAGGAAAGAAAGUGAUGAUGGACCUAUUCUAUGGGUGAGGCCAGGAGAACAAGUUCUUCCAUUGUCAGAAAUACCACGAUCGCAGCUUCCAAAGAGAAGAAGAGCUGGUAUCCAUGAGCUGCAAAAUUUGCAGUGUCUUCCACGUGUCUCUGAGCCAAGAGAGACAUUGCUAGAAGACAGAACACGAUGUCAUGCAGACCAUGUUGGCCAGGGCCCCGAUCGAUGUACAACAGCAGCUGUUGGAGUUUUGAAAGCAGUUUACACUGAUGAGAUCCCAUUUGUCAAUCGGGAAACCAAGGAGGUUGUUGCUUUUCAUGCUGCUGACUUCUCAGAGUUAGUUGUACGGUUGCAAAUUGAUCUUCAUGAACCUCCUACAACUCAGACUACUCAGUGGGUUGAUGAGGCCAAGCUGAAUCAACUACGUCGCCAUGGUGUACAGUAUACACAGCUUCGAUUGCAUGACAAUGACAUCUACUUUAUUCCUCGUAAUGUCAUUCAUCAAUUUAAAACUCUUUCAGCUUGCACGAGCAUUGCUUGGCAUUUAAGACACAAAGCAUAUAUGAAAGUUGAGGCAAGAUCAAGUGUUGAAAAUGACAGCAUGGAUAUGAGUGGAAGCUCAGAUGAUCGCACAAGAAGUGACUCUGUAUCAACAGCUCCAGCUAGUGUGUUUGGCUCACCUGAACAAAGUACGAUGCAGCAGCAACUGUCUCUAUUUGACAAGCUGCAUGCCACAUUUGACUUCAAUGAAGAAUCUGCAGCAAGACCACAUACUGAUGGAUAUGGACAGACUGUCGACAGACAGAAUAUUGUCAGGACUGAAGAUGAUAGUAACAGUUGUAGUAGUUUUGAGGGUUUUAGAAUGACGUAAUAAGAUAAUUAGGUUUAUGUAGGGGAAGCAGUGAUUUUGUUGCUCUCUCUACAAUGUAGGCAUGUUACAUGAGUAUAUGACUGCACUGCCAACAAUCAUAACCAUCUUUGUGUGAAGUUAGGAAAAGUAAUG